UGCUUAUCCAUUUUCUACCCAACUCCAACAAAUCUCAACAAAGUCAGGCGCACGCAAAGAACUCGAGCUCGUCCAACCCGACGCGACCCGAUCGGAGACUCCAUGGAGGCUGCAGCGGUCAUGGAGCGCGAGCGCCUCACGGCCGAGCUGGCCUUCGCCGAGGCCGCCGCGGAGCCAAGCAGCUUCGUGAUCAAGAUCCGGCGCCGGCUACCGGACUUCGCACGGAACGUUAACCUCAAGUACGUCCGGCUCGGCCUGCGCUCCGGCGGCCUCCCCACGCCCUCGUCCUGGGUCCCGCUCGUGCUUGCGCCGACACUGCUCGCCGCGGCAGCCUGGUCGUUCUCGCGGCUCGACCUCAGCGGCGUCGGCGUGGACAGGCUGUACUCGCUCGACCUGCUCACAUGCGUCGCAUGGCUCGGCACGGCGGUGCUGCUCCUCACGGUGUACUUCCUCAAGCGGCCGCGGCCGGUGUACCUCGUGGACUUCGCGUGCUACAAGCCCGACGACGAACACGCCAUCUCCAAGGACGGAUUCCUGGACAUGACCCAUAGCACGGGCUUCUUCAACACGGAGGCGCUCGACUUCCAGACCAAGAUCACCAAGCGCUCGGGGCUUGGCGACCGGACGUACCUCCCGCCGGGCAUCCAGGCGCGACCGCCGCGGCUGUCUAUGGCGGAGGCUCGCGCGGAGGCCGAGGCCGUCAUGUUCGGCUGCCUCGACUCGCUCUUCGCGGCCACGGGAAUCGACCCGCGCCGCGACGUGCGCGUGCUCAUCGUCAACUGCAGCCUCUUCAACCCGACGCCAUCGCUGGCGUCUAUGGUCGUGCACCGCUACAGGAUGCGGGAGGACGUCAAGUCGUUCAACCUCGGCGGCAUGGGCUGCAGCGCGGGGCUCAUCGCCGUUGACCUGGCCAGGGACAUGCUCCAGGCAAACCCCGGGUGCUACGCCGUCGUGGUCAGCACCGAGAACAUCACGCUCAACUGGUACUUCGGCAACGACCGGUCCAUGCUGCUGUCCAACUGUAUCUUCCGCAUGGGCGGCGCCGCAGCGCUGCUGUCCAACAGCCGCGCGGACGCCGCGCGAGCCAAGUACCGGCUGCUGCACACGGUGCGCACGCACAAGGGGGCCGCCGACGAGUGCUUCGGCUGCGUGUACCAGCGCGAGGAUGACCGCGGCAAGGUAGGCGUGUCGCUGGCGCGGGAGAUCAUGGCCGUCGCCGGCGACGCGCUCAAGACGAACAUCACCACACUCGGCCCGCUCGUGCUCCCGCUCACGGAGCAGCUCAAGUUCCUCAUGUCCCUCGUGCUACGCCGCGUGUUCGGUGGCCGUGGCGUCCGUCCGUACAUCCCGGACUUCCGGCGCGCGUUCGAGCACUUCUGCGUGCACGCCGGUGGGCGCGCCGUCCUGGAGGAGGUGCAGCGCAGCCUGGGCCUCGGGGACGCCGACAUGGAGCCGAGCAGGUGCACGCUGCAUCGGUUCGGCAACACCAGUAGCAGCUCGCUCUGGUACGAGCUCGCUUACGCGGAGGCCAAGGGGCGCGUCCGCCGCGGCCACCGCGUGUGGCAGAUUGGCUUCGGCUCUGGGUUCAAGUGCAACAGCGCUGUCUGGCGCGCGCUCCGCGACGUGCCGCCCGUGCGCCCCGACGGCACCGGCAGCCGCGGCGGGUGCAACCCGUGGGUGGACAGCGUGGAGACGUACCCGCCGAAAGCGUACACCUGAUCAUAUUCUUCUUUGUGGCCAAAUUAAGUCGUUUAGUUGCAGGCCGACGUACUGCACGAGAAGUGUAUGAUAAAAGAACACAAUAUAAUGUUUUUUUGUGUGUUUGUUUAUAAUCAUGUAAUGUGAAUGUGUGUAAAUUUCUUUUUCUUCAAUGGUAUGUUAUAAUGGUUUUUGAAGUGAAACCUGUAAAUCCAUGAAGGAGACUGUUUGUAGGGUGGGCCGAUCUUCAAGGCAUAGGAUUGAAUUAAUUGUGAUGGUCUUGUUAGGUAUGUGGCGGCUAUUUUAUUUGAUUCACAGUUUUUCAA
Phragmites australis (common reed) is the source of this 2024-nucleotide messenger RNA. Its product is annotated as 3-ketoacyl-CoA synthase 1-like. The coding region runs from base 103 to 1719 and encodes 538 amino acids. Gene Ontology annotation, biological process: fatty acid biosynthetic process. The transcript has a single exon. Lineage: Eukaryota; Viridiplantae; Streptophyta; Magnoliopsida; Poales; Poaceae. The record is from RefSeq and is a predicted model, not a curated record. Gene Ontology annotation, molecular function: acyltransferase activity, transferring groups other than amino-acyl groups. Gene Ontology annotation, cellular component: membrane.